Messenger RNA from Daucus carota subsp. sativus, 2164 nucleotides. Its product is annotated as indole-3-acetic acid-amido synthetase GH3.6. Gene Ontology annotation, cellular component: cytoplasm. The transcript has 3 exons. Gene Ontology annotation, molecular function: indole-3-acetic acid amido synthetase activity. NCBI's taxonomy places the organism in Eukaryota, Viridiplantae, Streptophyta, Magnoliopsida, Apiales, Apiaceae. The coding region runs from base 112 to 1941 and encodes 609 amino acids. The record is from RefSeq and is a predicted model, not a curated record.
AUCACAUGCUCUCCUCCCAAACCAAAAAUAAGAAAAAGUCAUUUCAUUCAUCCUUUCUCUUGUUCAAAUUUUCUCUAGCUCUCAUAAUUCCUCACCAUAACAUCCUCAGCCAUGCCAGAGGAGUUGCUAAGAGCUAGAGAAAUGGAUGGUGUAGUGUAUAAUGUCCAUGAAACAAAUAAGAAAGCGCUUGAGUUUAUUCAAGAAGUUACUAGUAAUGCACAAGAAGUUCAGAAUCAAGUUCUUGAUGAAAUUCUUUCUUCCAAUGCUGAUGUUGAGUACUUGAGGAGGCAUGGCCUUGAUGGCCAUGUCGACCGCGAUACGUUCAAGAAGGUCAUGCCUGUUAUAACGUAUGAGGAUCUUCAGCCAGAUAUUGAACGUAUUUCUAAUGGAGAUACUUCGAAAAUUCUUUGUUCACAGCCUAUUUCAGAAUUUUUGACAAGCUCUGGAACAUCCGGGGGAGAAAGAAAACUGAUGCCAACUAUAGAUGAGGAGCUUGGAAGGAAAUCAUCUCUGUAUAGCCUUUUGAUGCCUGUGAUGGAUCAAUUUGUUCCGGGUUUGGACAAGGGCAAAGGAAUGUACUUCUUGUUCAUCAAAUCAGAAGCUAAAACUCCAGGGGGUCUCUUGGCUCGUCCAGUUCUCACUAGUUACUACAAAAGCUCUUAUUUCAAGGACAGGCCUUAUGAUCCUUACACAAACUACACGAGUCCGAAUGAAACAGUACUCUGCUUGGAUUCUUACCAGAGCAUGUACUCUCAGUUACUAUGUGGCCUUUUCCAAAAUGAUGAAGUUGUUCGUGUUGGAGCUGUUUUUGCCUCUGGCUUCAUCAGAGCCAUACGGUUCCUUGAAAAACAUUGGAGUAGCCUUUGUAAUGAUAUCCGAACUGGAACCAUUGACCCUCAAAUAACUGACCUCAGUGUGAGGGAGGCAGUCAUGAAAAUUCUGAAACCAAACCCUAGGCUUGCAGACUUGAUCGAGGCAGAGUGCAGGAGGAGGUCAUGGAAAGGGAUCAUCACGCGGUUAUGGCCUAACACCAAGUACAUCGACGUUAUUGUGACAGGAACUAUGUCACAAUAUAUUCAGACUAUUGAUUACUAUAGCAAUGGCCUUCCUCUUGUGUGCACUAUGUAUGCUUCUUCAGAGUGUUAUUUUGGUGUGAACCUUAAUCCUCUUUGCAAUCCAAGUGAUGUUGCGUACACUCUCAUUCCUACCAUGGCCUACUUUGAAUUCUUGCCUUUCAAUAGGAAGCAACAAGUCUCGGGAUCCUCAAAGCUUAAUGCAAGUGACCAACUUGAGCUGGUUGAUCUUGUUGACGUGAAAAUGGGACAUGAAUAUGAGCUUGUUGUCACCACUUAUGCCGGGCUCUAUCGAUAUCGAGUUGGAGACAUCUUAAAGGUUGCUGGAUUCAAGAACAAAGCCCCUCAGUUCAAUUUCAUAUGUCGAAAAAACGUUGUCCUCAGCAUUGAUGCUGACAAAACUGAUGAAGUUGAGCUGCACAACGCGGUGAAGAGAGCGGCUAAUCACCUCUCACCAUUUGAUGCCAGACUAGUAGAAUACACAAGCUAUGCAGACUUGUCGAAAAUUCCAGGCCACUAUGUCUUGUACUGGGAAAUUGGCUACAACAAUGACACGGUGAUUCCUCCAUCAGUGUUUGAAGAUUGUUGCCUCACGGUUGAAGAAUCACUCAACAGUGUGUACCGUCAAGGCCGGGUCUCUGACAAGUCGAUUGGGCCACUGGAGAUAAAGAUAGUAGAAACUGGGACAUUCGACAAGCUGAUGGACUAUGCUGUUAGCAAUGGUGCAUCAAUCAACCAGUACAAGGCCCCACGGUGCGUCAAAUAUGAGCCCAUUAUCCAGCUUUUGAACUCCAGGGUUGUUUCCAAAUACCUGAGCCCCAAAUGCCCGGAAUGGGUUCCUGGUCACAAGCAGUGGUACAACAACUGAAGGGCCAGAGGAUUUGAUAAUUCAAAGUCAAUUAUGUAUUGUCAUUUGUCGCGUAGGUAAAAGACAUCCAACAAUAUUGUAUUGUUCGGUUUCUUUGAUCAUAUCAGUAUUAUUACUAAUACUGUGUAUUAGAAACAGAUUAGGCAUUUGUAGUUUUCUGCAAUCCUUCUGAUCUUCAGAUUGUUGUUUCUUAUGUGGUAAUAAUAGUUCUUUGUCCUGUGUU